AUGGCUUCUUCUUCUUCCUCUUACGGUUUUGCCCUUGUUUCUUUGGUACUUGUGUUACAAUUUCUUUUAACAUCUGCCUCCACACAAUACAUCGACGCCAUUUGCAAACACGUCUCCGACAAAGCCUUCUGCCUCCAAACUUUGAACAAAUUUCCUCCGGCUGUUUCUGCCACCACCACGUUACAAGCGGCUGAAGCCGUGCUCCAUCUAGGUAUAUCCUAUGCCGCUAAAUGUGCGGCUGCCAGUGCAAAAGCGGCAACGGAGAAUCCAAACUUGAAGAAUCAGUUCGAGAGGUGCCAAGGUGAAUUUGCGACCAUUGUAUCCAAUCUCAAGAGCGCCAUCCCGAUACUCAAGGAAGACCCAUCGAGUGCAAGCUAUCAGCCCUUUAUCUCUGCCGACAGCACCGCCACAGACUGUCAGAUAUUCGCACGGAGACCGCUCGGCGGAGUCAACACAAUAACAGCGGAGAACCGAGUCAACACGGAUCAUACGGGUGGGAUCGUCAUACAUAACUCGGUGGUGAAAGGAGAUCCGAAGGCACGGCUCGGAGGCAUGAAAACGUAUCUCGGUCGUCGGUGGUCACUGUACGCACAAAUGGUGGUGAUGAAGACGCAACUUGGUCAAUUGGUCGAUCCCAAAGGAUGGCUUCACCCGGUCACCCGGUUCGGGUACAGAGAACCGGGUAAAGUGGCCUGGGUUUCACGUGAUAUCGGAUGUACAUGA
Messenger RNA from Arabis nemorensis, 723 nucleotides. NCBI's taxonomy places the organism in Eukaryota, Viridiplantae, Streptophyta, Magnoliopsida, Brassicales, Brassicaceae. The record is from the annotation of a GenBank genome assembly.